Messenger RNA from Pseudozyma flocculosa PF-1, 2544 nucleotides. RefSeq lists its product as uncharacterized. The transcript is spliced from 3 exons. The record is from RefSeq and is a predicted model, not a curated record. Lineage: Eukaryota; Fungi; Basidiomycota; Ustilaginomycetes; Ustilaginales; Ustilaginaceae. Gene Ontology annotation, biological process: phosphatidic acid biosynthetic process; cell motility; intracellular signal transduction. The coding region runs from base 1 to 2544 and encodes 847 amino acids. Gene Ontology annotation, molecular function: D-type glycerophospholipase activity.
AUGGGUAUCAAGGAGACGCUCAAAAAGCACACCGACAUCGAUGUCCUCAAGCAGUCGAUGAGCCGCCUCGGCGUCAGCGUGGCCACCGCCUGGAACCCGGACCACCGCCACGACGAGGAGCACGAAAAGGAGCAGGACCGCAUCCGCCAGGAGAUCCGCGACCUCCAUCGCUUCAACUCCUAUGCCAACGUCCGCGAGGACAACAACGUUGGAUGGUACUCGGAUGGCCUCGACUACUUCUGGGCCCUCUCCGAGGCCAUCGAGCGCGCCGAGGACUCCAUCUUCAUCCUCGACUGGUGGCUCACCCCGGAGCUCUACCUGCGCAGGCCUCCGGCGCUCUACCCAGAGUACCGCAUGGACCGCCUCCUCAAGCGCAAGGCGGAGCAGGGCGUUCGCAUCUUCAUCAUUGUCUACAAGGAGGUCACCCAGUCGAUGACCCUCUCCUCGGCCCACACCAAGCACUUCCUGGAGGACCUGCACGAGAACAUCUGCGUCGCCAGGCACCCGGACCACCUCGGCGGCGAGGUCGUCCUCUACUGGUCGCACCACGACAAGGUCGUCGUCAUCGACCAGGAGGUCGCCGCCGUCGGCGGCCUCGACAUCUGCUUUGGACGCUGGGACACCCCGGCCCACCCCUUCUCCGACGUCCACCCGACGCGCCUCCUCGAGGCCACGCUCUUCCCAGGUCAAGAUUACAACAACGCUCGGAUCGAGGAUUUCCAGACGGGCAACCCGGGAUCCAACCAGCAGUCCAAUGUCGAGAUCGGCCGCAUGCCGUGGCACGACGUCCACGCCAUCCUCCAGGGCCCUGCCGCCCUCGACGUGGCCCAGAACUUCAUCGAGCGCUGGAACUUUGUCAAGGACACGAAAUACCGCCACAACAGCCAUUACCCUUGGCUCGCCUUCCCGCACGGCGGUGACCCGGCAGAGGAGAGCGACGUUGGCUGGAAGAGCGUGACGCUCCAUCCCCACACGGCCAAGUUCCACCGGCUCGGCCAGAGGUUCAAGCAUCCCUUCAACCCGGAGAACCGCGAGUGGCGCGUCGAGCGGCCCGACCCGCUCGAGCCGGGCACCUGCGCGGUGCAGCUUCUCCGCUCGGCGGGCGACUGGAGCUCAGGCAUCUUGACAGAGGACAGUAUACAGAGGGCCUACAUCCAGCUCAUCCGCGAGGCCAACCACACGAUCUACAUCGAGAACCAGUUCUUUGUCACCUCGACCGAGACUGGCGGCGCGGUGCUCAACCAGGUCGGGGCGGCGCUCGUAGAGAGGAUCGUCGCUGCCCACCAAAGCGGCAAGCGCUUCAAGGUCGUCAUCGUCAUCCCCACCAUCCCGUGCUUUGCCGGCGAGUUUGACAAGACCUCGAGCAUCCGCUGCAUCAUGAACUACCAGUACAAGGGCAUUUGCCGCGGGGGCAAGUCGAUCUGCGAGCGCCUGCGCGAAGCCGGCGUCAACCCGGACGACUACGUGUCCUGGUACAACUUGCGCGGAUACGACAGGAUCAACGUCGCGCCCAUCAAGCACAUGGAGGAGAAGAGCGGCGUGACCUACCACGAGGCGCAGGUGGCACUCGCGAGGAUCUUCCUGGGCGACCACGGCUACCAGUCCGGAUGGAAGACGGUGGCGAUCAAGAAGGCGGCCGUCGUCGAGGACGUCGACGGGCCCAACAAGGGCAAGGCGGCCAAGAUUGCCGAGAUCGCCAUGCCCGAGACCGAGGACGAGGCGCGCGACAUCAUCCGGCGCUUCCAGGACGCCGCACCCGAAGACUGCCGCCACGUCCGCGACUCGAUCGCCACCAACAUCCUUCACGGCCACGGCAACACGGCCACCGAGCCCUGGUGGGGCCCCGAGGACGAGCGGGCCUACUACGUCACCGAGGAGACCUACAUCCACAGCAAGCUUAUGAUCGUCGACGAUCGCAUCGUCCUCAUCGGAUCGGCCAACCUCAAUGACCGCUCCCAGUGCGGCGACCGCGACUCGGAGACGGCCAUGGUCAUCGAGGACCGCGACAUGGUCGAGUCGACAAUGGACGGCCAGAGGUACAUGGCGUCCAAGUUUGCCCUGACGUUCCGCAAGCGCCUGUGGCGCCAGCACCUCGGCAUGAUUGACAAGGAAGAGUGCACGCCCGAGGAGAGCCACAACUACCCCACGCCGGCCAUGAAGGCCCCGCCCUACUGGGGCCUCGACCCGGCUCGUCGCGCCUACCGCCGCGAGUAUGACGACCUGGUCCAAGACCCGCUCGGCGAGGAGGUCGAGCGCAUCUGGAAGGAGCAGGCCACGCACAACACCGAGGUCUACGACGAGCUCUUCCACGUCGUCCCGACCGACAAGGUCAGGACGUGGAAGGACUACCACGCACACUUUCCCAAGCCGCCGAUCCAGACCGGACACAUCGCCGACCCGUCCAUGCCGCUCGAACACAUCAAGCAGAGGCUCUCGACGGUCCGCGGCAGCCUCGUCAACUUCCCCAUGCACUUCAUGGAAGAUGAAAAGCUCGACGAGGAGACCAUCGAGGUCAAUGCCCGAACGCUUCCCAUCUACGUCUAA